UCUCGCCUGGAGAAAGCUGACAUCUUGGAAAUGGCUGUCGCGCACUUGAAGAAAACGAGCAGACGUGAGAAUGCGGGCGGUAUUACCCAGCCUCCGGAUAGCAGCGACCAGUUCCGGGCAGGCUACGUGGACUGUACAGCAGAGAUCACACGCUUCCUCAGUACCACUAAGGACUCCGGGGGAGGACUGCGCGAGGCGUUGUUCCAGCACCUUGCCAAGUCCAUAGCGACGCUACCGAGAAAUCCCACGAGAAACAACGAGAACAUUAACUACAGGCUGGGAGAGCGUUUUCAACACGAAACGCCAAAUUAUGGACCCAUGAUGGUGGGCACUUCCCAAAAUGGUUGCAACCCCGUGGGCGUCAACUGUCCGUGCCUGUGUGCGCAUGCGCAGUUUCAAAAUGUUGGAACAUAUGCGUGUUUCGACAACCACAGCGCUAUCCCAAUGCAAGUGCAAAGACGAUCUUACCCAAUCCCCCGCCAUCAGUUUCCUCUUUUAUCAGGAAUCGCUUCUGACGGCUUGGAAAGUGGCAUUGAAUGUCACGUUAAAAGGGACGCCUCAAACGAGAACUUUAAUUUUCAUAACGAGGCUGUGUCUCCGAGAGGAAAUUGUAUUGGCAGAAACCACACAAGGCACUGGCGGCCAUGGUAAAAAUUGCGCGUGCGCAAGGCUUUUAUUGGUCGUUUGAAAUACACGUGCGGGGAAUUAUUAUGCGCGUUGGUUUUCGCACUGAUAUUCUUCUUCGUCACUCUUAAAUUGAGAGAGAGAGGAAUGAAAGACAUUUCUAAUCUGAAAAGUCUGUGUAGGCUAAUGUACAGGCGUAGAUCUAGGUCUUUUUUUUUUUUUUUU
This is a messenger RNA of Lingula anatina, 849 nucleotides long. RefSeq lists its product as uncharacterized. Gene Ontology annotation, molecular function: DNA binding; protein dimerization activity. The record is from RefSeq and is a predicted model, not a curated record. Gene Ontology annotation, biological process: regulation of DNA-templated transcription. Lineage: Eukaryota; Metazoa; Brachiopoda; Lingulata; Lingulida; Lingulidae.